Etheostoma spectabile (orangethroat darter) is the source of this 5013-nucleotide messenger RNA. RefSeq names its product splicing factor 3b, subunit 3 (gene sf3b3). Gene Ontology annotation, molecular function: protein binding; nucleic acid binding. Gene Ontology annotation, cellular component: nucleus. The transcript has 27 exons. Lineage: Eukaryota; Metazoa; Chordata; Actinopteri; Perciformes; Percidae. The record is from RefSeq and is a predicted model, not a curated record. Bases 344 to 3997 code for a protein of 1217 amino acids.
AUCUGAUGAACUGCUGAAUCUAGCUCCUCAAUUCUUAGCUCAUCUUCCAUAACUUGUUUAAAGUUAUCAUCCACAUCUGCUAGAGAUAGGGCGCUUCGUAAUUGUCAGAUUUCUGUCAGGCACUGCGUGGGUCACCUCACAUGACGGCGUAUUGGCUGACGAAGGACCCACCAACGGCGUCUGAUCGUUGCCUUCACGGAGUUUCAUGGAGAUUGUUUGCGUAAAUGAAACUUUAUCCAUCUGAAAUCAGAAUCAUCUUAUCUAACACGCCGUCUUGAGCUGGGCUAAGUGCUCUGUUCGUAGCCCCUGAAGAACUUUGUGGGGAAGCCACAGAAAGGGAGCCAUGUUUCUUUACAACAUCACCUUACAGCGUGCCACGGGCAUCAGUCACGCCAUCCAUGGAAACUUCUCAGGAACCAAGAUGCAGGAGAUUGUUGUUUCUAGGGGAAAGAUCUUGGAAUUAUUGCGGCCAGACGCCAACACAGGAAAGGUGCACACUCUGCUUACAGUGGAGGUGUUUGGCAUCGUUAGGUCCCUGAUGGCAUUCAGACUCACUGGAGGAACCAAAGACUACAUUGUUGUUGGAAGUGACAGUGGUCGUAUUGUCAUCCUGGAAUAUCAUCCAUCCAAAAACAUGUUUGAGAAGAUCCAUCAGGAAACUUUUGGAAAGAGUGGCUGCCGGCGCAUCGUCCCCGGACAGUUCCUUGCUGUCGACCCAAAAGGCCGAGCUGUUAUGAUAGGAGCCAUUGAGAAACAGAAGCUGGUUUAUAUUCUGAACAGAGAUGCAGCUGCAAGAUUGACUAUCUCCUCUCCACUGGAAGCCCAUAAAGCAAACACGUUGGUCUACCAUGUAGUAGGAGUCGACGUCGGCUUUGAAAAUCCCAUGUUUGCCUGCCUCGAGAUGGACUAUGAGGAAGCCGACAAUGACCCAACUGGAGAAGCUGCCGCCAACACGCAACAGACACUCACCUUUUACGAGCUGGAUCUCGGUUUGAAUCACGUGGUCCGCAAGUACAGUGAGGCUUUGGAAGAGCAUGGGAAUUUCCUCAUCACUGUUCCUGGUGGUGCAGAUGGGCCCAGUGGAGUUCUGAUCUGCUCUGAAAACUACAUCACUUACAAGAAUUUUGGAGACCAGCCUGACAUUCGCUGUCCCAUCCCACGGCGCAGGAAUGACCUGGAUGACCCAGAGCGUGGCAUGAUAUUUGUCUGCUCAGCCACUCACAAGACCAAGUCCAUGUUCUUCUUCCUGGCCCAAACUGAGCAGGGAGACAUCUUUAAGGUUACCCUGGAAACAGAUGAAGAAAUGGUAACAGAAAUCAGGCUGAAAUACUUUGACACUAUCCCUGUGGCAACAGCCAUGUGUGUCCUGAAGACGGGCUUCUUGUUUGUGUCUUCAGAAUUUGGAAACCAUUACCUUUACCAGAUCGCCCACUUGGGUGACGAUGACGAGGAGCCUGAGUUCUCCUCUGCAAUGCCACUGGAAGAGGGAGACACCUUCUUCUUCCAACCCCGCCCCCUCAAAAAUCUUGUGCUAGUGGACGAACAGGAGAACUUAUCACCCAUCAUGUCCUGUCAGAUUGCUGAUUUGGCCAAUGAAGAUACACCACAGUUGUACGUUGCCUGUGGACGAGGACCACGGUCUACUCUGAGGGUCCUUAGACAUGGAUUGGAGGUAUCAGAGAUGGCUGUGUCUGAGCUGCCCGGUAACCCCAAUGCUGUGUGGACAGUACGCAGACAUGUGGAAGAUGAGUUUGAUGCCUACAUCAUAGUAUCUUUCGUGAACGCUACUCUGGUUCUGUCUAUCGGGGAGACUGUAGAGGAAGUGACAGAUUCUGGAUUUCUGGGAACAACGCCUACUCUCUCCUGCUCACUGCUCGGUGAAGACGCGCUAGUGCAGGUGUACCCAGAUGGUAUUCGCCAUAUCCGAGCUGACAAGCGUGUGAAUGAGUGGAAGACUCCUGGCAAAAAAACCAUUGUCCGCUGUGCUGUGAACCAGCGUCAGGUUGUUAUUGCACUCACUGGAGGGGAGCUGGUCUACUUUGAGAUGGACCCGUCUGGCCAACUGAAUGAGUAUACAGAGCGGAAGGAGAUGUCUGCAGAUGUGGUUUGUAUGAGCCUGGCUAACGUUCCACCUGGCGAGCAACGCUCGCGAUUCCUGGCCGUGGGACUUGUUGACAACACUGUCCGAAUCAUCUCCCUGGACCCUUCGGACUGCCUACAGCCGCUGAGCAUGCAGGCCUUGCCAGCCCAGCCAGAGAGUCUGUGUAUUGUUGAGAUGGGAGGGGUCGAGAAACAGGACGAACUUGGAGAAAAGGGAACCAUCGGCUUCCUUUACCUCAACAUAGGGCUUCAGAAUGGUGUGCUGCUGAGGACUGUGUUGGACCCAGUGACAGGUGACCUGUCAGAUACCAGAACGCGAUACUUGGGGUCGCGACCUGUCAAACUCUUCAGAGUCCGGAUGCAGGGACAGGAAGCUGUGCUGGCAAUGUCCAGUCGCUCCUGGCUUAGCUAUUCGUACCAGUCUCGUUUCCAUCUGACCCCUCUGUCAUAUGAGACUCUAGAGUACGCCUCUGGCUUUGCCUCCGAGCAGUGCCCUGAGGGCAUAGUGGCCAUUUCUACCAACACAUUGAGAAUCUUGGCUUUAGAGAAAUUAGGUGCCGUCUUCAACCAGGUGGCCUUUCCUCUGCAGUACACUCCCAGAAAAUUUGUAAUCCACCCAGAGACCAACAACCUCAUUUUGAUUGAGACGGACCACAAUGCAUACACUGAGGCAACCAAAGCCCAGAGAAAGCAACAAAUGGCUGAGGAGAUGGUGGAAGCUGCUGGUGAGGAUGAAAGAGAAUUGGCUGCCGAGAUGGCCGCUGCCUUUCUAAACGAGAAUCUCCCAGAAGCCAUAUUUGGUGCACCUAAAGCUGGAGCAGGACAGUGGGCCUCGCUGGUGCGUCUGGUCAAUCCCAUACAGGGUUCAACUCUGGACCAGGUGCAGCUGGAACAGAAUGAAGCUGCCUUCAGUGUUGCAGUGUGUCGUUUCCCCAACACAGGAGAUGAUUGGUAUGUUCUGGUGGGUGUUGCCAGAGACAUGAUUCUCAACCCCAGAUCAGUGAGCGGCGGCUUUAUCUACACCUAUCGGCUCAUCAGUGGAGGGGAGAAACUGGAGUUCGUGCACAAAACCCCAGUAGAGGACGUGCCUUUGGCCAUUGCUCCUUUCCAGGGACGAGUCCUGGUGGGAGUUGGGAAACUGCUGAGAAUCUACGACCUGGGAAAAAAGAAGCUACUUCGCAAGUGUGAAAACAAGCACGUUCCCAACCUGGUGACUGGCAUCUACACAAUUGGCCAGCGUGUGAUUGUGACUGACGUUCAGGAGAGCUUGUUCUGGGUUCGUUACCGACGCAACGAGAACCAGCUCAUCAUCUUUGCCGAUGACACAUAUCCCCGCUGGGUGACCACGGCCUGUCUGCUCGACUACGACACCAUGGCCUCUGCUGACAAGUUUGGGAACAUCAGCAUUGUGCGUCUACCCCCCAACACCAGCGAUGAUGUGGAUGAAGACCCCACAGGGAACAAAGCUUUAUGGGACAGAGGCCUCCUUAAUGGAGCAUCACAGAAGGCUGAGGUGAUAAUGAACUACCACGUAGGAGAGACGGUGUUAUCCCUCCAGAAAACCACUCUGAUCCCUGGGGGUUCAGAGUCCAUGGUCUACACCACUCUGUCUGGAGGCAUCGGCAUACUGGUCCCAUUCACCUCGCAUGAGGACCAUGACUUCUUCCAGCAUUUAGAGAUGCAUAUGCGCUCUGAGUUCCCCCCACUGUGCGGCAGAGACCAUCUCAGCUUUAGAUCCUACUACUUCCCAGUGAAGAAUGUGAUUGACGGAGAUCUCUGUGAGCAGUUUAACAGUAUGGACCCUCACAAGCAGAAAAGUGUGGCGGAAGAGCUGGACAGAACGCCACCCGAGGUCUCUAAGAAACUGGAGGACAUUCGCACUCGCUACGCCUUCUAGGCAUACAUCUUCAUGAUCCUUAUUACAUGGAAACAUACCACAAGCUGUCACAUGCACCUCUUUGCCAACUUAAAUACCCGGAAUCUAAAACCUAUAACUAACUAAAACUAAGCGUGUGAAGAUACACCAACACAGCAUUGACGUCAUCUCCCUCCCCAUGUACAUACUUACCGGCUCACUUACUGAGAACUUUUACAUUUUUCACACCUCCCCUAUGCUGUUGUCAGCAGAAACCACACACAUACACAGCAACACCUUUGCAUGGAAACAUGGCAGUUCAGAUCUCAUACAUUGCAAGAUUGUGUUGCCAAAAUUCCCUCAAUUCAUUCGAACAACGGUGUGAACAGAAUUCACACGCACCCAAUUGCGCGACGAGUAACUGUCUGCACCCUAAGAGUACACACAUGCGGACCCUAAGAAGGGGAGGGUAGUUAUGGACUGUAGAGGUCAGGUUGCCUGGACAGAAGACACUUGAGGCUGAGAAUAUUUUUAGUAUUUUUUGUUUAGUAAGAAGGUGUGUUUCACUUUGUGUGUCUUUUUGAUCUUAGCUAAAUUAAACAAGCAUGUUUUUGUAUGGUAUGAUUUGUUUAAUGCGUAUUGAUUACAAUUAUGUUAUGAUGCAUUUACCAUAGUCCACAAUGGUAUUGUUAAGUCCUAGCCCCUCGACCUACCUGUCUGUCUCACAACAUGUUGGCCCCAGGCUCAUUAAAGCAUAUUGCUUACUUGCAACUGGGAAGCAAAAUGAAGCCACCGACUAACCCACUCUAAGCCUUAGGCCAUGGUUCAGGCAGUGUUGCCAUACUGUGGCAUUAGACGACGGCUGAACUCAGACUAAAUAAGUGGGUGGAAGAACACUGAAGGUUUGCGCUGGGUGUUGUUCUUCUCAGUUCUGUAAAUUCCCAACCUCAGCCACAGGCACAGACAUAGCAUUCCUCAGUAGUCACUGAAUUUUGGGGGUUUUGGGAUGGGGGCAGUGGUUGGUUUUUGUAAAUAAAUUUUUGUGCUUUAUAAUACCA